Scaptodrosophila lebanonensis is the source of this 2746-nucleotide messenger RNA. It is a transcript of the gene Dmtn, whose product is annotated as transmembrane and coiled-coil domains protein 2. Gene Ontology annotation, cellular component: endomembrane system. NCBI's taxonomy places the organism in Eukaryota, Metazoa, Arthropoda, Insecta, Diptera, Drosophilidae. Bases 604 to 2637 code for a protein of 677 amino acids. The record is from RefSeq and is a predicted model, not a curated record. The transcript is spliced from 10 exons.
CGCACGGAAGACGGGCCGUCUCACGGUAGUUUUCAUAAAUAUUUGCUGAGAAGUGCAGCUUAUUUAUUCAUCUAUUUGCACGCAUCUCUGAGCACAAUACGCUGGAAUAUAAAAUAAGUCGUGAUAUUUAAUUUUACUCGCAACGCCACCAUUUGCUCAAUCAAGUAAACAUUGUGUACAAGUUUUGUGAUGCGCGCAGUAUAGAGCGUAACAAGAAAAUCGCGAGAAGGUGUGAGAAGUGAAAAAUCAAAAGAAUAUCUAUCAUAAUCACAGCAGAGUGGAAAAAAGGCAAAAUAGUGAAGUUAAUACGAAUUUGGUGUGUAACGCUGCUGCUGGUUUGGUGUUAGUGAGUGUCACAUUGUGUGUUUGUUUGUUUGCGUGUGUGUGUGAGCCAAACAAAAGGGCGUCGUCGUCGACGUAGGCGUCGCAGUUAAGAUUUUAUGCGAAAAUACAUAAAAUUUAUAAACUGCUAAGGCCAACAACAAUAACUAAACUAACAAAAAGCUAAAUAUUAAGUGCUGUAACAAUAAUACGAGACAAAAAGUUGAAACUCCGGCUGAGUGUGCCACCCUGCCACGACUUCAACCGCAUCACGAUGCAAUAAUGGAUUCACUGUUGCAAGUCUCCACACAGAGCACCAAUCGGGAUCAUUUGACGCUGCAGCCGCAGCAAUUGCCACGUUCGCGGGGUUCCAGUUCCAAUUUGAGAGCCAGUCGCUCACCAUCGGCCACACGCAGCAACGAGCAAAUGUCCAGAGAGCGUGCCACGGAAGCGAGCGGACAGGAAGCAGGAGCGUCAGCGGUGUCUGGAGUAGCAGCAGCGUCAAGUCCGGCAAUUGCAGCAACGGCGGCGGCUGCAUCCACCAACAACUCCUCUUCGGCAUCCUCGACCACAGUGGCAGCUGCACAAGCGGCUGUCUUUAGCGUCGGCAACACGGUGACCGGCAGUCUGGGUAGCGGCGGAGUGGCGGUGCGCGGCUUUCGUAGCCACAGCCCGUCGCAUCAUCGUCGCCGGAGUCGCGAACGUCAGCGACGCACCCAUGGCUCCGAUCAGGGCGGCCUCUUGGCCUACAGUGGCGGUCUAGUGGGUGUGGACAUGAUCUCUGGAAUCCCUCCCGUAGAGAGCGUUCUCAUCGGUGGAGUUGGCGGCGGUGGAGGUGGUGGGAGCGCAGGCACUGGCAGUGGACUGGAGGACUCGCGUCUAUCGGGAAAUGAAGACUACUGCUAUUCCUCUUUCGUUUCGGACGAUUUCGAUGGCAAUCCGCCGGCAUCAUUGGUAGACAGUAGCAAGAAAUUACACCACAGGCGCCCCCACGAACGCACGUCCAGCCUCCAAGCUAUCGACAGGCUGAAUACGAAAAUACAAUGUACAAAGGAGUCCAUACGACAAGAGCAAACUGCCAGAGAUGAUAAUGUUAAUGAGUAUCUGAAGCUGGCAGCCAGUGCGGACAAACAACAGCUUCAACGCAUCAAGGCUGUCUUCGAGAAGAAAAACCAAAAGAGCGCACACAGCAUUUCGCAGCUGCAAAAGAAACUGGACAAUUAUACGAAACGCGCCAAGGACUUGCAGAACCAGAAUCAAUACCAGACCAAGAGUCAACAUCGUCAGCCUCGCGAAGUGCUGCGGGAUGUGGGCCAAGGACUGCGCAAUGUCGGUGGCAAUAUACGCGAUGGCAUUACGGGUUUCUCCGGUUCCGUGAUGUCCAAGCCGCGAGAAUUUGCACACUUGAUUAAAAAUAAGUUCGGCAGUGCGGACAACAUCAAUCAGAUGGGCGAGUCAGAGCUGCAAAAUUCCGAGAUGCUGGGCAACCCAGGCACCACAAUGGGCGGCCACAUGACUGUCGGCGGAGUUGGCGGUGCUUUGAACAAUCUGCCCGCCGGCACUUCGACGGGAUCGGGGAAUACGACAGGUGGUGCGGGCAGCGGUACCGGAAAAUUCAACAGCGACAAUGGAAGCGAAUGCAGCAGCGUGACCAGCGAAAGCAUACCAGCGGGCUCCGGCAAAAGCCAAUCUGGGGCCAGUCAAUAUCACAUAGUGCUCAAGACACUGCUAACCGAACUGGCCGAGCGCAAAGAGGAGAAUGAAAAGCUAAAGGAGCGCAUUGAACGGUUGGAGACGAGCCAAAAGGAAUUCAACAAUUUGACCGCAACACUUGAAAGUGAACGCUAUCGUGCGGAAGGACUGGAGGAGCAAAUCAAUGACUUGACGGAAUUGCAUCAGAAUGAAAUCGAGAAUCUGAAACAAACUAUUGCCGAUAUGGAGGAGAAAGUACAAUACCAAAGCGAUGAAAGACUACGUGACGUAAACGAAGUGCUCGAGAAUUGUCAAACGAGGAUUUCGAAAAUGGAGCACAUGUCUCAGCAACAAUAUGUCACCGUCGAGGGCAUUGAUAAUUCGAAUGCGCGCGCCUUGGUUGUGAAACUCAUCAAUGUGGUAUUAACGAUAUUGCAAGUGGUGCUCCUGUUGGUUGCCACAGCGGCUGGCAUUAUAAUGCCAUUCCUUAAAACGAGAGUUCGUGUGUUAACCACGUUUCUGUCCAUUUGUUUUGUCAUCUUUGUGAUACGCCAAUGGCCCGAUGUGCAGGAUAUAGGCGCAGGUCUGGUGCGGCAUCUGAAGCAAUCGCUGGUGGUGAAGUGAAGCGCCGAAGCUGCUGCACAUUAAUGUCGUACGAUUAUUUAUUAAGUUCAAAAGUGUAUAUAGUUUAUAAAUAAUAUUUAACAUAUACUAUAUGUUUAGCUAAAGGAAA